AUGGAGAAUCGCUCCUUUGACCAUGUCCUCGGCUGGCUUAAGUCAACCCGACCGGACAUCGAUGGCUUAACUGGAUCCGAAUCCAAUCGAAUCUCUGUUUCCGACCCCAACUCCGACGAAAUCGUCGUCUCCGAUGACGCAGUCUUCAUUGACUCGGACCCUGGCCACUCAUUCCAAGCGAUCCGAGAACAGAUAUUCGGGUCAAGCGAGAGCUCAGCUGACCCGGCUCCAAUGAACGGGUUCGCGCAACAAGCAGCGAGCAUGAGUGAAACCAUGUCGAAAACCGUCAUGAGCGGGUUCAGACCGAGUCGGGUACCUGUAUACACCGAGUUAGCGAACGAGUUCGCCGUUUUUGAUCGGUGGUUCGCAUCGGUUCCCGCGUCAACUCAGCCGAACCGGUUCUAUGUCCAUUCGGCAACCUCACACGGUGCCAUGAGUAACGUCCGCAAGGACCUCAUCCAUGGAUUCCCUCAAAAAACGAUUUUCGACUCACUUGACGAGAAUGGCCUCAGGAAGUUACCUAAUUAUGUGGUCGUGGAGCAGAGGUAUUUUGAUGUGAAUUUAUUUCCAGCCAAUGAUGAUCAUCCAUCACAUGACGUGGCGAGAGGACAGAGGUUUGUGAAGGAGGUGUAUGAGACCUUGAGGAGUAGUCCGCAGUGGAAAGAAAUGGCCCUUUUGAUUACUUAUGAUGAACACGGUGGAUUUUAUGAUCACGUGCCUACACCCGUACGUGGGGUACCGAAUCCGGAUGGGAUUUUUGGACCUGACCCGUAUUAUUUUCAGUUUGACCGGUUGGGUGUUCGGGUUCCUACUCUUCUGAUCUCUCCUUGGAUUGACAAGGGUACUGUGAUACAUGAGCCAGUUGGGCCAAGAUCAACUUCUCAAUUCGAGCAUUCUUCAAUCCCUGCUACGGUGAAGAAGCUGUUUAACUUGAAAUCGAAUUUCUUGACAAGGAGGGAUGCAUGGGCUGGUAGUUUCGAGAAUUACUUUAGCCUUCGUGACACUCCGCGUGAUGAUUGUCCAGAAACCCUUCCCAAGGUGACAACAUCAUUGAGGCCAUGGGGACCAAAAGAAGAUUCAAGCCUCUCGGAGUUUCAGGUUGAGAUGAUCCAGCUUGCAUCACAGCUCAAUGGUGAUUAUGUACUGAAAGCUUACCCAGAUAUUGGCAAAAGCAUGACAGUGGGUGAAGCCAACAGGUACGCGGAGGAUGCAGUUAGGAGGUUCCUUGAAGCUGGCAGGGCUGCUCUAAGAGCUGGAGCAAAUGAAUCUGCUCUUGUUACAAUGAGACCUUCCCUCACCAGCCGAAUCCCAGUGGGGGGUCAUGGUAACUACCAGAAAGCCUAUUAA
This is a messenger RNA of Dovyalis caffra, 1347 nucleotides long. NCBI's taxonomy places the organism in Eukaryota, Viridiplantae, Streptophyta, Magnoliopsida, Malpighiales, Salicaceae. The record is from the annotation of a GenBank genome assembly.